Sinocyclocheilus anshuiensis is the source of this 1063-nucleotide messenger RNA. RefSeq names its product serine/threonine-protein kinase 10-like. NCBI's taxonomy places the organism in Eukaryota, Metazoa, Chordata, Actinopteri, Cypriniformes, Cyprinidae. The record is from RefSeq and is a predicted model, not a curated record. Gene Ontology annotation, molecular function: ATP binding; protein kinase activity. The transcript is spliced from 3 exons. The annotation marks the transcript as partial. Gene Ontology annotation, biological process: protein phosphorylation.
CGGACUUUGGAGUGUCUGCCAAGAACACAAAGACCAUCCAGCGAAGAGACUCUUUCAUUGGAACGCCUUACUGGAUGGCCCCAGAGGUUGUAAUGUGCGAGACGUCUAAGGACAGGCCGUAUGACUAUAAGGCUGAUAUUUGGUCUCUAGGAGUCACUCUGAUCGAGCUGGCCCAGAUCGAACCGCCCAACCAUGAGAUGAACCCAAUGAGAGUUCUGCUCAAGAUCGCCAAAGCUGAUCCACCAGCUCUCCAGCAGCCUUCAAAAUGGUCUCCUGAGUUUAAUGACUUCCUGAAACACGCGCUAGAUAAGAAUGUGGACAACAGGUGGAGCACAGCACAGCUACUUCAGGUGAACUGACCUGUCCCACAUUUAUUCCAGCAUUUGAAAUCUGAGACCACAUCCACACAACCUUGACCUAAGCUGAGCUAGUAUUGCAGCAGCCUCUCAGUGUAAAAGCCCCUUGUUUACUAUCACCCUGGUCUGCUGCUCGUCCAGGUGGCCUUUCUUGCCCCAUGAAUCAGCAGCUGUUCAUUUAUAAGUUUGUCUGUGUCAGGCACUUUCUGCACCAGACUUCAUCCUAAGAAUUGACGUCAGCAAAGGAGAUUUUCUUUCCGAGGCUUUAAGUAGGCCGGCCUGACACUGACUGCGAACAGAUACACACACGCUCAGUUACGAAACGUUGCAGGUAGAGGCUGAAUGGGGAUGAAAACACAGAGCUCGAGUUUUCCUCCAAUUAAGGUGAUAAUAUCAAAGAAGCUGCACAUUCUCAGACCAGCUAUAGACUGUCUGCAGCAGGUCUCAAAACCAAGAAAGGUAAGAAAUGGAGACUAGGAUCCUUAUGGGACAUUGAUUUUGUUGUGCUUGUUGUCCUCUUGUCUGGUUCAGGCUUCCUGUUUGGCCUGUCUUUUGACAACGCAAUAAAUCUUAAUAGUCUUAAAUUAGGCCUUAUUUUCUUAAUGCCAGAUAGUGAUGUACAGUAUAUCAGUACCAUAUUAGUUUUUUUAUCAGACAAUAUUUGGCAAAUUUUUUUAUUUUAUUGGCUAUUUAAUUGUGGAGGCUCA